Messenger RNA from Oncorhynchus kisutch (coho salmon), 1496 nucleotides. Its product is annotated as P2Y purinoceptor 13-like. The transcript is spliced from 2 exons. Gene Ontology annotation, cellular component: membrane. The record is from RefSeq and is a predicted model, not a curated record. Gene Ontology annotation, biological process: G protein-coupled receptor signaling pathway; negative regulation of adenylate cyclase activity. The coding region runs from base 60 to 1130 and encodes 356 amino acids. Gene Ontology annotation, molecular function: G protein-coupled purinergic nucleotide receptor activity. Lineage: Eukaryota; Metazoa; Chordata; Actinopteri; Salmoniformes; Salmonidae.
CCCAAUAUAUCGCAGUAACAUAUCUCACAUGAAAGACAUCGUAGUGACUUUCCUCCAAGAUGUUUUUUCUCAACUUCACCGAUUCCUCAAAAUUAGUAGCCACAAUGGCAUCACAUUCCCCUCCAAAGGACUGUGGCUUUAAUGAAGAUACCUUAAAUAUGGCUAUAUCAAGUCUCUACUUCCUGUUGUUCAUCCCGGCCCUCAUCAUCAAUGGGGUAGCAGUCUGGGUCUGCAUGCAACUUCGUUCAACAUCCACCUUCAUGGUGUAUCUGAAGAACCUUCUGGCCGCUGACCUUCUCAUGACCCUGACCAUCCCUGUCAAAGCAGCCAAUAUCCUGCCCAGUGCUCCUCUGGCUCUGAAGGCCUUUGCCUGUCGCUACUCUGAUGUUAUUUUCUACCACUGUAUGUACAUGAGCAUCAUUCUGUUGGGCCUCAUCAGUCUGGACCGCUUCUUCAAGAUCGUCAGGCCCUGUGGCAGGUUGUUGGGUCAGAACCUUGUCUUCGGCAAAGUGUUGGCUGCUUCCAUCUGGGUGGUGCUGUUGUCCACUGCUGUCAUUCCAACCAUGAUCCUGACCAAUCAGGAUCCCACAAACAAGACUGAACUAUUCUGUAUGGCAAUGAAGAGCAAUGCAGGACAAGAUUUCCACAGUGGCUUGGUCAAAUUAAACAAAGCAAUCUUCUGGGUGGUGUGUGUUCUUAUUUGUUUCUGCUACAUAUGCAUAGCAAGGAAGGUUUUUCAAUCAUACAGGAAAUCAGGAAGCAGCAAUGACGAAGGUAGGCAUAAGACCAAAGUGCGUGUGUUUUUGGUUCUGGUGGUUUUCCUGACGUGUUUCGGACCCUACCACGCCGUACGGCUCCCCUACACCUUGCUUCAGGUUACCUCAACAACCAGCUGCACUAAGGUUACCUUACAGAUCUCUAAGGAGUUCACCUUGUGGAUGUCAGCCAUGAACGUCUGUCUGGACCCUCUCAUCUACUUCUUCCUGUGUAAGUCCUUCAGGAUCACCUUGUUCAAGACGCUCUGUCUCCCACCUGGGACCUGUAGCUGGCUCACUGGGAGAGGACCCAACACAAUAGAGGAUCAGACCCCAACACAGGAGGGAGACUCCUGUGCCUGUACAGAAAAUUAAAACUCUUUGGAAUUAUCUACUUCAUGUUGUGAGAUGUUCUGUUUGACAGAGUAUAAUACUGCUACCUGGUGGAGGGUUAACUAUCCAAAGAGUUAUACUUGAAAUGAAUCCACCAGGUGUAAUGUACUAUCCUACUCUUUAUAUUAGAAAUGCUACGUUACAGCCUUAUUCUAAAACAGAAUAACUACAUUUUUUCCCUCAUAAAUCUACACACAAUACCCAAUAAUGGAUGGCCGUACAGGCCCCAUUUAACAUCGAUGUGGUUGUAGUGGAGCGAGAUUCUUGGUGUCCACAUCACCAACAAACUGUCAUGGUCCAAACACACCAAGACAGUCGUGAAGAGGGUACUACAACACCUUUUCCCCC